AUGCCUAUUGCCCCCAUCAUCACCUUCAAGGCUGGCCAAUGCGAGGUUGACGACGGCUCGUCACGGCCUCUCAAGGUUAAGCCUCAGCCUCAGCCUGGGUAUCUCUAUCUAUACUCUGAAGAUGACUUGAUACAUUUUUGUUGGCGCAAACGCGAUCAGACUCUUGAUGAGCCGGAACUUGAUCUGGUCAUGGUGCCAACUGAUGGCAGCUUUGUCCCUCACGAACAAAACUCAAAUUCCGAACCCACCGCAAAGACGAAUGGCCGUAUUUUUGUUCUGAAGUUUGCAUCUUCGUCUCAGCGCUACCUGUUCUGGAUGCAGUCAAAACCACAAAGUCGCGAUGGGAACCCCAGCUGGUUUAGCCCCAGAGAUCGUAAGAUUGGCGACAUUGUGAACAGACUGCUACAGGGUGAAGAGGUUAAUGUGACGAGCGAGCUGGCUUCUGUCCGAAACGUCGACGAUCGAGACGAUGACGAUGACGAAACCAUGGAGGAUGUCGAAGGCACGCGGGGUCAACAUGCCCAUCAUGGUAGCGGGAGCGGCGGGGCCGGUCCUGAUGCCACUGGAGGAGACGUCAGAGAAGAGGGCGAAGAGUCAAGAGAGGGUGGUGCUGAUGGUGCCAGAGCGGCUUCCUCGUCAGCACCAGACGCCGCAGCAGCCGUGAGAAACUUCCUGGAAUCUUUGAGAGGCCAGCAAGGACUUUCGGGGGGACACCAGCAACAGUCGGACGUGCCAUAUCCUUACCUCAAUCAUCUCUUGCCCACCGCAAUCACAGUGCCAGUGAUAGACAGCGCAGCACCUGAAUACAUUGAUUCUUUGUUGAGCUUUCUGCCACCGUCUGUCAUUGUCCUUGCCACUGGAACAGCUCGAGAAGAAAGCCAGAAGGAGCCAUCAGCGCAUGCUAUUGAGGCAGCCAAGGCAUCGCUCUCGUUGGACGACAAACGAAGCUUAUUGAAGAAGGUUUUAAGAAGCCCUCAGCUUCACCAGGCCUUGGGGGUCUUAACCAUGGCGUUGAGGGAUGGCGGACUUCCCGGGGUUGCGGAUGCCCUGGGCAUUAGGGUUGAGAACGGUGGCUACAUGCAGGGCAGCGGCAUGCCGCUGGGAGGAGGCCAGGCAGUCAAGGUUUUUGUAGAUGGCGUUAGAAAGACUGUUCAAGAGCGGAGGCAGUGA
Metarhizium brunneum ARSEF 3297 is the source of this 1170-nucleotide messenger RNA. RefSeq names its product Proteasomal ubiquitin receptor ADRM1-A (gene adrm1-a). NCBI's taxonomy places the organism in Eukaryota, Fungi, Ascomycota, Sordariomycetes, Hypocreales, Clavicipitaceae. Gene Ontology annotation, cellular component: proteasome regulatory particle, lid subcomplex; cytoplasm; nucleus. Gene Ontology annotation, molecular function: proteasome binding; endopeptidase activator activity. The record is from RefSeq and is a predicted model, not a curated record.